AUGGCAUUUUACCAGCUGUCUAAUGAUGGAAUUGAGAAAUGUGUUGUUUCAAACCUCAAUGUUAUUCUCUCUUUGUACAAUUUUAAGAGUGGACGUCUGCACACUUUGAUUACCAAUGCAUUCAGUCACGUACAUUCCUGGCAUCUUGUUUCCAAUAUGAUUGGACUCUACUUCUUUGGAAUGAAUGUUGCAAGAAAUUUUGGACCUGAAUUUCUGCUGAAGCUGUAUCUUGCAGGGGCAGUUGGUGGCUCUGUUCUUUACUUAUUGCAUCAGGCCUAUAAAGCACAAACAUCAAAGGAUAGGAGAGGCAUACUUACGACAUUGGAAUUGGCAAUGGGGGCAAGUGGAGCUGUGAAUGCUGUCAUGCUACUUGACAUAUUUCUCUUUCCAAAAGCAACCCUUUACCUUAAUUUUUUUAUACCAGUUCCUGCUGUCUUGCUGGGUGUCUUUUUGAUUGGGAAAGAUAUGCUCAGGAUAUUAGAGGGGGACAGGGAAGUAUCAGGAUCUGCACAUUUGGGGGGUGCUGCUGUUGCAGCCAUAGCUUGGGCAGCUGUUCGGAAAGGAAGAUUCUAA
Messenger RNA from Sphenostylis stenocarpa, 573 nucleotides. NCBI's taxonomy places the organism in Eukaryota, Viridiplantae, Streptophyta, Magnoliopsida, Fabales, Fabaceae. The record is from the annotation of a GenBank genome assembly.